AUAACACAAUUCUUCCCCAUCCAUCCCAUAUUCGUCCUACAGCUCAAAACCCAUAAUACAGGUUGUUUUCCUUGCAAGUUGCAAUCUAAGUUCGGAGAGGGAGAGAUGUCUGUGGUUGGUAGUCUGGAGGCUGAUCUUGACCUCAAUACUUCAGCUGCGAAGUUUCUAGAAAUAUUCUCGACCAGAAUAUAUGAGCUCGUCACCGUGUCCCCAGACUUCAUACAAAGCAUUGAAAUUGUUCAAGGUCAAUUGGGCACUGCAGGCUUCGUCUUCCUCGCUCAUUAUUCCCUCCUGGAUGGGAUGGCACAAGUGUCUAAAGUGGUGGUGGAGAGUAUAAACUUAACAGACGUAUCGAUGACGUUCAAAGUGAUAGAGGGAGAUCUGUUGGAUGUAUACAACAGCUUCGUGAUUUAUCUGAAACUGACUCCAAAUAUACUGUCGGUGGGAAGCGUUUUGCAUUGGACCUCUGAACAUGAGAAGCCAACCGCAGACACUGUAGACCCUACCUCGCUGAUGGAAGUUGCUAUUCGAGUCUCCAAAGACAUUGAUGCUUAUGUCACCAACCUCAUCUAGACCUUAUGCUUUCAUUUCUUGCUUCUUAUUAAUUAAACUGCCCUGCCUGAACAAGUUAAUUGGUGUGCCAAGUACAAAUUGACUUUGCCAUCGCCUUCUCUUUUCAGCGAUGCGUGUACCUAUGUAUUUGCUAUUUAUAAGCCCAUGUGGGUGUACAAUGGGAAUUGCUGCCUCUUUAAUGUA
Molecule: messenger RNA, 756 nt
Organism: Prosopis cineraria
Lineage: Eukaryota; Viridiplantae; Streptophyta; Magnoliopsida; Fabales; Fabaceae
Product: MLP-like protein 28
Exons: 2
Coding region: 106-573 (155 amino acids)
Biological process (GO): defense response
Source: RefSeq, a predicted model, not a curated record